Messenger RNA from Trichophyton rubrum CBS 118892, 5691 nucleotides. RefSeq lists its product as uncharacterized. Gene Ontology annotation, biological process: DNA-templated transcription; regulation of transcription by RNA polymerase II. Gene Ontology annotation, cellular component: chromatin. Gene Ontology annotation, molecular function: DNA-binding transcription factor activity, RNA polymerase II-specific; zinc ion binding; RNA polymerase II cis-regulatory region sequence-specific DNA binding. The record is from RefSeq and is a predicted model, not a curated record. The transcript has 2 exons. Bases 2287 to 5691 code for a protein of 1134 amino acids. NCBI's taxonomy places the organism in Eukaryota, Fungi, Ascomycota, Eurotiomycetes, Onygenales, Arthrodermataceae.
UGAAUAUCCCUCCGUCUGCCGUCUGCAACAUAUUUUCUUCUCUCGCCAGUUUCUCUCUCUCUACAGAAUUCUAUGGCAACAUCUCGCUCCCAUGGCAUGUAAUGUGGCUGUGACCUUGUCGUCGAGAGCGGAGUCAUUAUUACCGCCCGUUACACCUGCAGCACUGCGUACCCUGAUCUGUAUUGUGUGUACAGAGUACUGCGACAGCUCGAUGUGCUACAUCUAAAUUUCGGUAGUAUGGUAGAGUCUCGACAACAAUACCCCAUAGACAUGUAACCAUAUGACUCUCUUACUCUCCAUCGUCUGCUUCUCUCUCCCUUAAUAGACUGUAGAUUCUCUCCAUCCGCCUCCUGAUACCCCGGCAGGGGAAGCUUCCAGGAACAGUAUGCUUAUAUAAGUAAAGUAAACCCAACUCAUGUAUCGAUGUAAUGUAACCGUGCGUAAAAGUACACAAACCAAUACACGCUGUUCCGCAUUGAGUAACUCGGACGACAUCACCUUGACGACAUCGUUCGAAAUCGCUGAGCAACACACUCGAUCAUGGAAACUUGAUAUAUCCUCCAUAAUAGCGGUUAAAAGUCACUGUGGGAUGCCCGGCUGUCAUGGAUCUCGUGGAUUGACAACAGCAGCUUGGUUUGGCGGCGUAAUCUAACAGACCAGGCUAAGGAAAUACUAGUACGAGCAACCCCAGUCUUGGUGUGGAACGACGCUAACAUGAUACAGGGGAACCGCUGGAGAAAGUAUACCGUCGUCCCAUGUAAGACGAUGCGAGCGCCGCCACCAAUAAUAAUAUACUUAAGCCUCAAGGCCGAAUACCAGCACAGCCAGAACGAAGGACAAGGUCUGCAGCAGAGCAGAGCGGCAGAGUUGUAGCAGCAGCAUCAUCAUCAUCUGAGUGUCAGCAAAGAGCAGUAGCAGACACGGAAGCCAAAGAGAAGAAAUAGCACGAACAAUAGGACGACAAUAGGACGCUGAUCCAGCAUUGUUGGACGCCCUGCUUUCGACCUCAGCCGAAGGGCAUAUCGCAAUUACACUCACUGCUACUCGCUUUCCCCCCUCUCCUUUCUUCUGCUUUACGCUGACAUCUCAUACAUUUCAUCUCCUGCGUUGGCAUCGCUGAAACACAACACGCUGUGUGCAGUAUCUCUCUCACCUCUCGCGGGCAAUUGGAACGAUUCAUACCAGACGUUGGCAGUGCUCCUGCUUACUGCUCUUGCCGCCCGCGCCUUCUCGCAAGGAUUCCUUUUUGACCCGUCCUCUCGUCCACCAGAUACAAGUCAAACACACCUUCAACACAUACGACCAUAUCUCGCACACCGCACAAUCUCUCCGCUAGCGAAUGAUCAUCCUUACAACGCAUGCGAUCCAUCCAUAGCUUGCAUCCGCCGCAGCGACUCUGAUAGCCAUCCUUACCGCUGUUUUUACAAGACAUAAUACUUCGAUAUCAAUUCCCGCCUAGGCGCCGGUAUCAGCCUUGCUGGUCUAGCUUGUACAUCGAAGCUGAGCGUCUACACCACCCACCAUAUGACACAUAACAACAGUCCUUGAUUAGCUUCUGCUGGGUUAAACGGGCGACGUGCUCUCCGCUUUCCUUGAGAUACUAGGCGGAGGUCUAGGAGAAGAGUUCUCGGCCUGGUGUGGCUAUACCCAGUCGUUGUUUGAGACUCUCAGGCUCUUCGGCAUUCUACUGGCUGCUAUAUCUACUUGUGUGAGUUGUGUCUUGUCUCUAAUUACAACGACCCCAAUUCUACGUAUAUGCAAUCUCAUUCACCUUUGUCUUGGUGGAUCUGUGUUUUUGGACAUCUUUGCGGCACCCCUUUCUAUUCUUCAUGUUGCUAUUGCUAUCACUUCGCUUUUGCGCCAAUGCCUAGGUUUAAUACGGCUGACUUCUUCACUUUCAUCUUAUGUGAUGUUACAGACAUCCCUGUGUGACCCGUCAAAGUCCCUGUUUCGCUUAACUACACGUCAAUAGCCUUUCCUACAUGUCAACCGUCCCGUAUCUACCGUCAACUCGGUAUUAUAUCCAACUCCCUAAUUUCAACCCAGCAUUCCUAACCUAAGCCACCUCUCUGCCUUCACCCAUUCCAAUAUUAUUGCCGAGAACGAUUAAGAUUAAGAUUAAAUUCGCACGAUAUCCAAAUUUAAUAUGAUGGCCGAUCAGAUUGCUCUUAAUAACGAGCCAAGUCAGGACCUGACGGCGAUUAAUGAAGUUAUGCAGAAUGGUCCUGGUAAGGGUUACAUUGCGGCAUCCCAUCGUUUGUUGCUUUUGCCCGAACGGUGCUUAUCAUGAUUGCAGUAUCCCAUCCAGCCGAUCAGAUCUCUGUUCAUAAGAACCAACAGAAAGGGCCCAACCCAGAUGUGCCUCCUCCGAAAACAGAUAAACCUCGUCCGCAUGUAUGUGUGACCUGUACGAGGUCCUUUGCGCGCCUGGAGCAUUUGAAGCGUCAUGAACGAUCUCACACAAAGGAGAAGCCCUUUGAAUGUCCAGAUUGCACAAGAUGCUUUGCCCGAAGAGAUCUACUUUUAAGGCAUCAGCAAAAACUUCAUAUGGCUACCACGCCUGCAUCACGCCCAAGAAAUGUUAGAAGGGAAAGUAUGAGUAGCUCAACACGAGUGCGGAAAAACUCAAUAGCUGGAGGUUCCAAUACUAUGAGGCCUAGGGCUAACACCAUCAGUCACGUCGAAGGAGCAGCUGUGGGAAUGUUUGCAUCUACAAACCCUGCCUCCAGACCUGCCCAACCAGGCCAUACCCAUCAUCCCAGUCUUGGAGGCCUCCCAAAUCUUCCGAAUUUCGACUAUCGCUCAAGUAUCAGCUCUUUGAACGGGCUAUCAAAACUGGAUACCGCAGCUCUCACUAAUGAAUAUCCUGAUGCCCUUCGCACUGCACCAGUUUUUGGGAGCUUCGAUGUCCCUUUUGGCAUGGGUGACGCAAUGAUGGGCCAGGGAAGUACAAUUAACCCUGCACAGCUGCAUUUUACAGGCUCACCUCAUGGUUUUGCCGAUUCCCCUGCGUCCCCCUUUUCACAUAACUUUACAAAUAUGACGGCCACACAGAGUACACUUGAAGAUGACCUUAAAUUCGAAUGGCUGAAUGGCCUCGAUAACACCGUGGCAUUCGCACCCAACGACUCCGCAAUUGAUGGCUCAUCGCCAUCUGCCAUGAGUACAGGAAGUCAAAGUGGGCUCAGUGAAGCAAUCCUCGAUGCCGCCAACCAAGCUGCCACAACAUCCGCUGGUAGCACAACCUGGCCCGCCACACUACAAUCCCAAGCUCAAAGCCAAUCACAACAAUACGUUUUGGAUUUCGCCAGUCUUACAUUUCCUGAGUUUGCUGCACCUCCCGAUACUGUGUCCCCUAAGUCUCUUCUCUCACAUGGACAUACUUCUAAUCAUUCUUUCUCGACAUCUACUUCUCUGGCGUCAAUAAAUGGACCCGUGCUUUCGGGAGCCCCUACCAGUACGUUCCAUAUUUCAUCCAUGGGUGGAACAAAUGGCCUUCAGUCCUUUGGAUCUGGCUAUAAUCAAACUUCUCAACCAGCCUACUUGAGUUCUAUCACUGAUUCAACGCGACAGGCUUUGAUGGGGACUUUACAGCAGCCUUCGGGUUUCAAUAACCGCCGAUUCUCGCAACACUCCCUUAGUGCCUCACCUAUGAGCCCUUCAAGCCCCGGAAGCAUGCUAGGAAACUCCCAACAUGUCUGCAAUCUACCCAGUACAUACGAUCUCCAGCGAUAUGUCUCUGCUUAUGUUACCUAUUUUCAUCCACAUUUACCGUUCCUCCACAUUUCAACCUUGGAUUUCACUGCUCUUGAAUAUUCAGGGAAACCUCGAUCUUCUGGUACUUCUGGAAAUAUUGCACUCGGGGGUGGAUGCCUUAUCCUCUCCAUGGCCGCGAUUGGUGCCCUCUAUGAGUACGAUUCGGCCCCAUCAAAGGAGCUUUUCGAGUCUGCCAAGAAGAUGAUUCAGCUCUAUCUUGAGGAGAGACGGAGAGCUGAUAUGUCCGCUGCUAUCAACCGCUCUAACUACAACCGUGACAAUUCUCUUCAUAAUACUCCACUUUGGCUUGUGCAAGCGAUGUUACUUAAUGUUAUUUACGGUCAUAACUGCGAUGACAAGACAGCAGUUGAUAUUGCUAGCACUCAUUGCGCGGCCCUUAUUAGUCUAGCCCGAGCUGCUGAAUUGACCCAGUACCAUCCGCCUGAAUCUCUGCCUGCUGACCAACUUGGGUACAAUCCCUCCUCUAGCGAUUUGUCAGAUCCCAAUAUGGAGACAUGGAUGGGACAACACACAGAGGUCCCGAAUGAGAGGAAAGAAUGGCUGAAGUGGAAAAUUGUUGAGGAAAGAAAGAGAACGCUUUAUGCCAUUUUCACUCUUUCUAGCUUGUUGGUUUCUACAUACAAUCACUCUCCUGCUCUUACGAAUUCUGAAAUCCGUCUUACCUUGCCUUGUGAAGAACAACUUUGGGCAGCUGAAUCUCCUGAGGCUUGGAAGGCCAUGCGAGGUGCUGAGAAUACAUUGAUUGAAUUCUCCACGGCCCUUAAGUCACUUCUUGCUGCGGGCCAGACUCCAUCCCAAAACCAAUACGGGCCAGCCAUCCAAGCAGACGGAUCUGUCUCUAGCGAAUUGCGGCCAAGUACCUUCGGAUGCUUGGUAUUAAUCCAUGCUUUGCAUAACUAUGUCUGGGAAACACGACAGCUACAUUUGGGCAAACAAUGGUCGAAUCAAGAGACCGAAGCAAUGCAUGUACAAAUCGAACCUGCAAUCAGAGCUUGGCAACGAGCUUGGAGCAGUAACCCUACGCACAGUUUAGAACGACCAAACCCAUUUGGCGCCGGCCCGUUAUCUGCGGACAGCAUACCACUAUUGGAUCUGGCUUAUGUUCGAUUAUACGUAAACCUUGGCCGGUCGAAAGAAGCCUUUUGGCAGCGAGAUUGGAGCAAUAUGGCGGAUGAGCUUACUAAAGCGGUCCAAUCCGUGUCGCUUUCUAACAGUAACCCCGAGUCAGAAUUCUCACUGCCGGCCAAUGAUGACGCGAUCUCAGCUCAAAUGUUAGAAUCCCUUGCCGACUACGGAGUUGCAGACCUCACAAUAUCAGGCUCUUCAAAUGAUGAUCUCUCCUUACUUGUUACUGGCGGACAAAACAGCAUGCAAACGUCCAGAAGCGAGCGCCUUCUUCGCAAGGCUGCCUUCUAUGCCGCCGAUUCCAUUUCGAUGUCGAAUGAAUGGGGAAAUACCUUUGCUGAGUUCACCUCCCGUGACCUACCAAUCCAAAAUGCUAUAUGUUUAUUCGAUUCUGCACAAGCAUUAGCGGAAUGGGCCACCGCAGUUCAAGAGCGUAUUGGACCAUUCCUUGGAAUUCUAGGCCAAGAUCAUGUUGAUUUCAACGAGGUUCCAGCGACAGUUUUGCUAGAAGAGGAGGAUCGCAAUCUGAUGCGGAAAAUCCAGGAUAUCUUGAACAAUGUCGAGAAUAAAAUGAAAAAUAUGAUAUCUCACCUUGGCACAACAGGACCAGAGUCAUGGAAUCAUCUGCCUAGUUUGGUUGAUGGCGGUUAUGGCACGAAAAUUGUUCUCUCGGCUGCCUUUUUGCUAAACAAGGCGGGUGUCUGGCCAGUUAUUAAACUGAUGUCGAAUGCACUAGAAGCUCAAGGGCAGAAGAUGAAAUUGAGGGCUCUGAAUUCCUGUUCGGGAUAG